GCCUCCUGGCUUUGGGUUGGGUUUCCUCGCAGUGCGCGUGCGGCGAAAGGGAAAGAGAACGAGAGAGAGAGAGAGAGAGCGAGCGAGCGCGCGAGAGAGAGCGCGCGCGCGUGCGGGCGAGCGAGGAGAGGAGAGGAGAGGAGAGGAGAGGAGAGGAGAGGAGUUUUCAUAACAUCUGAUCCACCAUGGCUGAUGACCUAGACUUCGAGACCGGCGAUGCCGGCGCCUCCGCCACUUUCCCCAUGCAGUGCUCCGCUCUCCGCAAGAACGGCUUUGUGGUGCUCAAAGGGCGUCCCUGCAAGAUUGUGGAGAUGUCCACCUCCAAGACCGGCAAGCACGGUCAUGCCAAAGUGCAUCUUGUUGGCAUAGACAUCUUCACUGGGAAAAAAUAUGAAGAUAUCUGUCCUUCAACCCACAAUAUGGAUGUGCCCAACAUUAAGAGAAAUGACUUCCAGCUUAUUGGGAUCCAGGAUGGGUACCUUUCCCUGCUUCAGGACAGUGGGGAAGUCCGGGAGGAUCUGCGCCUUCCUGAGGGAGACCUGGGCAAGGAGAUUGAACAGAAAUACGACUGUGGCGAGGAAAUCCUGAUCACCGUACUGUCUGCGAUGACGGAGGAAGCGGCUGUUGCUAUCAAGGCUAUGGCUAAAUAAGGGAGCCACAGGCGGCAGCGGCGGCGGCGGCGGCGGCAGCAGCUCCAACCUGUUGUGAACCAGAGAGGAGCGCAACCCGCAGACUGUCAGAUUUGGCUCCAAACCACCCAAAUCUUUUUUUUUCUCUUCCCCUUCCUUUAAAAAAGCAAAAUCCUCCCACCCCACCCUUUUGAAUUAAACAAAAGAAAAGAAACUUUUUAUUUCGUGGUCUUUUUAAAGAAAAAAAGCUGGAUGCUGAUGUACCCUCAUUAUUUUCUUGUUUGGCCCCUUCCGCAGCUUUCCAGUCCCCUCCCUCUCUCGGGUGCCAGUAACACUACAGCUGUUUUCUGGCAAGAGAAGUUGAGAAUUUGCACUUAAAGGAAAAUAUUUAAACUGCUAGAAGGAGGCAAAACAUUGCAAAAGACUCGUGUUAAUUUUUUUUUUAGUUUUAAUGCGUCUAUUGAGAGGUGGUGGUGUUGGGGGGGGGGCUGUCCCUUUUCAGGAACAGCAAACUGAGCAAAAUAACUGUUGCGAACCGAGAAGUCGCACUCUUAGCCCAAACAAAUGUGUGUGUUCUUGUGAGCAUUUCUGUUGAGGGUUGGUGGGGGGGGCUUUUUCACUGUCAGAUGCUCCCCCCCCAUUGGUGGUUGCUGCAAUUCAGUCCCUUCUCUCCAAUGGCCCCCUUCCCCGUGCUUGGAGGCUACCCAUUACACAUUUCUUUCUGGGAUCGCUGCUCUGGUUGCUGAACUGGCUUAAGCCCCCCCCCCGAUCCCCCCUCGAGCACGAGGGCCCCCCCAUCUGGGAGCGCGGGGGAGGCCCCCGCCAGGCAUGGAGCAUAGUGCACUCUUCACAGCGGGAGCCGACCGCUCGUGGCCGUCUGGUCAGAACACGCGUUGCCCUCUGCCCUGGCGCCACCCGGGCCCCGGCAGUCAUGUCCGGCCCUGCCCCGCACAGAGCUGCGGCUGCCCCGGAGCCCCCCCCCCCCGGAGCUAGCAACCCUCGCACGACUCCCUCCCCUCCUGCUGGGUACCUGUAUCUCCACCCAAAGGCUGUUCCAGGUAGGGAUCUCCUGGGGUGACCAGCUAGCGCCCCACCUGUCUCCUUGGUUCAUAUUUACUCUCCUCUGCUGUUCACAGGUCAGCGCUGUGGCCUCCCUCCCCUGUUAAUCCAACACAUUUGUUAAUCAACCUCAAUAAAACAAGUUUAAUAUGAAAA
Molecule: messenger RNA, 1844 nt
Organism: Varanus komodoensis (Komodo dragon)
Lineage: Eukaryota; Metazoa; Chordata; Lepidosauria; Squamata; Varanidae
Gene: EIF5A
Product: eukaryotic translation initiation factor 5A
Exons: 6
Coding region: 186-650 (154 amino acids)
Biological process (GO): positive regulation of translational elongation; positive regulation of translational termination
Molecular function (GO): ribosome binding; translation elongation factor activity; RNA binding
Source: RefSeq, a predicted model, not a curated record